Messenger RNA from Thlaspi arvense, 1656 nucleotides. The record is from the annotation of a GenBank genome assembly. Lineage: Eukaryota; Viridiplantae; Streptophyta; Magnoliopsida; Brassicales; Brassicaceae.
AUGGCUGAAACGCCGGCAUCUCCGAUCACUGGAUCCGUUGCUCAUCCGGUGCUGCUGUCGGAUUCGGCGGCGAAAGACGUGAUGAUCACGUGGUUUCGCGGGGAAUUCGCGGCGGCGAACGCCAUAAUAGAUGCGCUGUGCGGACACAUGAUCGGAUCUGGGGAGGAAUACGAAGGAGUGAUGGCAGCGAUUCAUAGGAGGAGGCUGAACUGGAUCCCAUUGCUGCAGAUGCAGCAGUACCAUUCUAUCUCCCAAGUCACGCUCCAGCUCCAAGCUGCCACGGCGGCCAAGAUCCAUCACAAACUCCUCACUCAUCCACAACAACAACUUAAUCACGACGAUGAUUCUCCCUCCAGCGACGUCACUGAUUCCGGGUCUCGAGAAGAGGAGCGCGUGGAGGAGGCGAUGACAAUAUGUUGGAAGCACGAGGAAGAAUGUGAAGCACUCAUGGAGCAGUCCAAGCGUUUCUCGGCCAAGGAACAUACGAAUGUUGUGAAAGGGCUUAAACUGUACGAACAUGUCUUCACUGCAACACAACUCUCCAAGCUUCUGGAUUAUGUGAAUGGGCUCCGAGAGGCUGGUCGGAAUCAGGAACUUUCAGGGGACACGUUUGUUCUGUUCAACAAAAACACGAAAGGAACCAAGAGAGAGCUUAUUCAGCUUGGAAUUCCCAUUUUCGGGAACACCACGGAUGAACACUCAGUGGCUCCUAUCCCAAUCCUUCUUCAAAGUGUGAUCGAUCAUCUUCUUCAGUGGCGCGUGAUUCCUGACUACAAACGACCCAAUGGCUGUGUGAUCAACUUCUUUGAUGAGGAGGAACACUCCCAACCAUUCCAGAAACCACCUCACGUGGAUCAACCCUUAUCCACCCUUGUCUUGUCUGAAUCAACCAUGGUGUUUGGACACAGACUCGGGGUCGACAAUGAUGGCAACUUCAGAGGCUCACUCACUCUGCCACUAAAGGAAGGAGCUCCACUGGUGAUGCUAGCUCCGGCUCCCAGGAGGCUAGACGCCGGCACUGGAGUUUUCUUGCCGUGGACGCCGCCCGUGUCAAAAAAACCAGCCAAGCAUCUCCCUCCGCGCGUCCAGAGACUUCGUCUCCUAUCAUCAGCCAAGUCGGUGGCAGACCGUGAAUCCUCACAGCCCGAGAUCGGAAGAAUGCGUAGAAGGGAGGAUGAUGACAGCAGCAGCUCUCUGCGGCCUCCGGGCAUUUGCCGCCGGCUGUUUAGAUUUGUGGUGGCUAAACUUGGGAUAUUGGGAGAGAAAGAAGAGAUGAACGAAGAAAAGCGUGAGAGGAACAAACUGAUCAAGAAGGGAUCAAGGUCCGAUAUCACUAUUCAUUUCAAGCAAAUAGAAGACUCGGAGGAACACAGCAAAAGCAAGAACAACUCCCCUGGCUCGUCAAGUCAAGAAUCAGAGAGAGAGACAGUGAUCACGCUGGCUAAUGGGAUUAAAGGACCAAAGAAGAGGUUAGAUGACAAAGGGAAGAGGAGCUUGCUGAGUGAGCCGAGCCACAAGCAACAAAUCACCCAGCCCGAAGCAGGGAAAGCACCGCAGCCUCAUAGACGUCUGAGGCCCCUUCUAAAUGACAUAAAUAAGAAAUCAGAUGCUUUUAUCGAGAGGACACUCGAGAAGAUGAGAAAAAGCUUAGCCUAG